This is a messenger RNA of Hibiscus syriacus, 3464 nucleotides long. RefSeq lists its product as uncharacterized. The record is from RefSeq and is a predicted model, not a curated record. NCBI's taxonomy places the organism in Eukaryota, Viridiplantae, Streptophyta, Magnoliopsida, Malvales, Malvaceae. Bases 2454 to 3218 code for a protein of 254 amino acids. The transcript has 9 exons.
ACUCGCACUAAUUGAACUCAGUUCAUCUCCCUCAUCGAGCUAAAAAAGUCCCUUUCGCUUUCGAGCUAUUCUUUUUUGUCACAAUUUCAGCACUUUUCAAGCAAUUUCAAAGGCUUUCGCUACGUUGCUUUGCUUUGGCUGCUGCUUCAAUGCUCCUUUCCUUUUUCUUUUUUUUCAAGGGCAUCCAUGAAUGGUUGUAGAAUUGGUUAGUGACAUGGUGCCAUGCUGCUACUUGAUACGUUUGCUGGAUGCCCCUUUUCUGACAUUUUUAUACUUGACACCAAACAACAUUAACUUCCAACAUGAAGAAAAGGUAGUAAUGUUUAAAGUUUAGCUUCUGAAUGUUUUUGGCUUGGAUUAUCUAUGCCUGGCAACGAAGUUGGAAGCCAGAGACAAGCUGGUGGGCCUCUUGUUUCCAGUUUGAAGAAUUUAAGUGCUCAUCAAUUAGAGUCUGAAAAUUUCAGAAGCCAAUUGCAAAAUCAGUCACCAAUUGCAAAUGGUUAUAUGCAAGGGCGUGAUUCUUUCCAGGCAAGGCAUAAUGAAACAAACUUAUUGGGGAUGGAUACAGCACCUACAGGCUCAUCAAGUCUUGAUUCACCUAUAGGAAAUGGCCCUGGUUUCCAUAAGAAUGGCUCGUUGAGGUUGGAAUCAACUGUAUCUCCCAUAAAUUAUGAUCUUAUUGGAAGGCAACAACAAUUUGGCGUAAUGGAUCCUGGCAUGAUCCAACCUUUGCCAAGGCAGCAGUCUGGGAUGACUGAUAUGCAGCUCUUACAGCAACAUGCUAUAAUGCAAGAAUUACAGAGACACCAACUUCCAAAGCCACAGUUUCAUUUUCCAGAAGCAAGGCAAUUGAGCUCUGCAAAUCAGGUUUCCUCUGUUAAAGAGGAAUCAGUUAGCCUUUCUUCUGCUCCAAUGAUGGUUUUCCUGUCCUUGAUGCUUCUAGUUAUUCCUGGCAGCCUGAGCGCAUGACACAAAAUGCAAAUUGUAUGCAGCAUGGUGCCUCUCCAGCCAUGGGAGGAUCCUCUGGUAUGUUUUCUCCUGGGCAAGGUCAGAUGUGUUUGAUGGGUAUGGUUCCUCAACAAGUUGAUGAAUCGUUUUAUGGGAUUUCUACUACUGGUGCAAGAGGAAAUGCAUAUCAAUAUUCUUUUGUUCAAAUGGAUAAGCCUUUGAUGCAGAAGGUUCCUGCCAGCAGUCAUUCCUUUCUGGAUAAUCAAUAUAUUUUUCGAGAUCAAGUUCGUUUGCUAGAUGGAACUUUGGUUUCUAGACAGUGUGAGCAGGAUAACAAUGUAUUUGAGGAUGUGGCUGGUCAAGGUUUAAAUAGUGAAUUUCAUUCAGAAAACUUGCAGCAAACGGUUAUCCAGCCGAAAACUGUACCGAUAUUGGAGUCUCCUCAGAGGCAAGAGCAUUGCAGUACUGCAGAAACAUCCCUGAAGAAGUCAGCAAUUCAGGUUUCCUCCUCCCAGACUGUGGCUACGCUGGAUCCAAUUGAAGAAAAGAUUUGUUUGGUUCAGAUGACAGUAUGUGGGAUAUAUUGGGAAAGAGCACCAACUUGGGUUCAGCGUUGGAUGGUACGGGAUCUUUAAGGGGAUUUCCCUCUCCGCAAAGUGGGAUUUGGAGUACUCUUAUGAUGUCUGCUGUAGCAGAAACAUCCAGUAGUGAUAUAGGGGUGCAGGAACAGUGGAGUGGUUCGGAUUUGCAGAAUUGUGAACCUCCAAGAGGGAACAUGCCUGCAUCAACUGUCAAUGAUGGCACCAAACAACAGUCAGCUUGGGCUGAUAACAACUUCCCCAGUGCCUCCUUGCUGAACUCUAAAAGUAUGUCCAAUACUUAUAAGUUGGUAUUGCCAGAGAAUAAUGCCAACCAAAAUUUUGCACGCAUGCAAAGAGAUAUUGAAGGCUUUGGCUAUUAUUCAAGACCAAAAAUGCUGUGCAUGAGGAGCAGGCAAUGAGCAAUAUAGAGGUUGGUCCAAGUAAUAGGAGUAUUAAAAGAUUUAAAGGUCCAUCUUCAGACUCUAGUUUGGAAGCUCAACAGGUAUGUUCCCAAGGUGAAGAGCAAUUAUCUAAUGAAUCCAAUGCUCUGAUGAGAGAUGCACAUAAUAACCAUCCUUUAGUACCUUCUGGAGAUUCUAAGCUGCCAAGCUCUUUGCCAAAUGCAGGAUAUAACUGUGAGACACAGUUAUCCACUAAUAUGCUGGCAUUUGUUCAGAAUGAAUCCCAGCAUUUCCCCAAUUCUAAUAAUCCAGCUGCUAAUAUAAGAGGUGAACACACUCGGAUCAGUCCCCAGACGGCUCCAUCCUGGUUUGAUCAGUAUGGGGCAAUUAAAACUGGGAAAAUGUUGCCCGUAUAUGAUACCAAAAAGUUUCCAUUGUUGGUCGGGCCUUCGAUAGUUUGCAUGUUCAUUCAAGUGAACAUGAUGCUGAUCCACUGGAUAAAGUCCGGCAAAGUUCAAACUUCAUGCCAAUAGAAACUGAAUAUGUCGCCCCUCACUCACUGCCACCUGAUAUCGCAAGUCAGAAUUUGGUGGUUGCGAGAGCAAUGAAGCGCAAGAUAAUGACAUUUGAGUUUCUACCAUGGCAUAGAGAAGUGACACAGGGUUCUCAAAGGCCACAGAACAUCAGUGUGGCAGAAGUAGAAUGGGCUCAUGAAGCAAAUCGAUUGAUUGAGAAGGUCGAGGAUGAACCUGAAAUGAUUGAAGAUUGGCUGCCGGCACUUGGAUCAAAAAGAAGGCUUGUUUUGACAACACAGCUUUUGCAGCGACUACUUCGUGCUCCACCAAGAGUAGUUCUUUCUGCAGAUGCUAGAAAAAACUAUGAUACUCUGGCCUAUUUUGUUGCCAGAUCAGUCUUAGGAGAUACAUGCAGCUUGAAAUAUAUACCUGAAAGUGACACAGCUGUUCCUCACAGUGGAAGCAUUCUCUCUGAAAAGCAGAGGGAGCAGAGAAAUCAAUCCAUCUUUAAGGCUGCAGAAGGGUUUAUCAACAGCAGAGAUGCUGGAAACAGUUUAUGGAGUCUGAUCAAGAGAGCCUCAGUAUCGGACUUAAGAUUGGAAUGUCAGGAUCAAGAGAAGGUAUCAGUCAUCACUCGCUUGGCCAAGUUCCAUAGCAGGGGGCAAGCAAUGGGGCACACAAAUUCUUUGGCCAAAGAUACGUUAUUGCACUACCGAUGCCUAAAAAUCUCCCUGACAGAGUACAAUGUCUCUCACUUUGAUCAUAAUUCAUAAGUUUUUUUUCCCCCCAUUUUUUAGGGUCCAACUGCCUUUCUUAUCCAACCUAGUGUUUCUCUUCUAUGCUCCAAUUUAUUCUGUUCAGAAUUGAAGCGCACAAUCUCAAAAAAAAAAAAAAAAGAAAGAAAGAAUUGAAGCACAGAAAUGAAUAUGUAGGAUAAGAUGCACUUGAUGUUAACGUAUUAACAUCGUAGGCAUUGAUGUAGGCCAAUUCCUGAGAAUUACAGUUCUUACUGAUCAGAU